Molecule: messenger RNA, 1340 nt
Organism: Nelumbo nucifera (sacred lotus)
Lineage: Eukaryota; Viridiplantae; Streptophyta; Magnoliopsida; Proteales; Nelumbonaceae
Product: tetraspanin-2-like
Biological process (GO): auxin-activated signaling pathway
Cellular component (GO): membrane
Source: RefSeq, a predicted model, not a curated record
UUUCUGAUUUUCAAUUUCACACGGACCUCUCAAAUUUUCUUACUUGUGUAAACUGUAAAGUAGGAAAUAGAAAGCAAAAGCACCCUCCCAAAUCCCACCCACCACCAAACAAAUCCAUCAACAAUCAAAACCACUCUCGCUCUCCCUCUCCGGCUCCCCCCAAUUCUCCUCCCUCCCCCCUCAAUUACAGUCUUACAAUAUUACAGAUAGCGUUAAACCGAAGUAAAAGAAAGAAAGAUCAUCAUCACCAUGGGGGUCAGCAACAACAUCACAGCCCUCCUAAACUUUCUGGCACUCCUUUGUUCAAUCCCCAUCAUCGGCGCCGGAAUCUGGCUGGCAUCGAAAGCGGACAAUGAGUGCGUACACUACUUCCGAUGGCCGGUGGUCGUAAUCGGCGUGCUCAUCCUUCUGGUAUCCCUUGCCGGCUUCGUGGGCGCCUACUGGAACCGGCAGGGCCUCCUGGCCUUUUACCUCUUUUGCAUGGCCGUGCUCAUCGUCAUCCUGCUGGUCCUCCUGGUGUUUGCUUUCGUCGUGACAAGGCCGGACGGCAGUUACGACGUAGCUGGGCGGGGCUACAAGGAGUACAGGCUGGACGGAUUCUCGUCGUGGCUCCGAAAUCAAGUCACCAAUUCCGCCAAUUGGAAUAAGAUCCGAACUUGCCUUGCCAACUCCAAUGUCUGCUCCAAGCUCACCCAAGACUACAGCACCGCUGAUCAGUUCUUUGCGGCUCACAUCUCUCCCCUACAGUCAGGAUGCUGUAAGCCUCCGACGCUAUGCCAGUACGGGUACGUGAGCCCAACGAUGUGGAUAAACCCGGUGACACCAGCAACUGACCCGGAUUGCUAUAUGUGGAGCAACGACCAGUCCCAGCUGUGCUACGGAUGCAACUCCUGCAAGGCCGGACUCCUGGGGAAUCUGAGACAGGAAUGGAGGAAGGCUAACGUCAUUCUGAUCGUCGCCGUGGUGGCUCUCGUCUGGGUCUAUCUUAUUGCCUGCAGUGCCUUCAAGAAUGCACAGACCGAAGACCUUUUCCAACGUUAUAAGCAGGGCUGGGCUUAAAAUUUAGAAGUUACACACAGAGUCACCAUCCAUGAUCCACCACGGCCAUGAUCACCCUUUCGUUUUCUUUUAGAAAUAGAAUCUACAAGGCCCACUGGUAUAUAUCAGUGUAUGCAUUCUUCUCUUGUUUCAUAUUUCCAUUGUGCAGAAAAGUUUGUCUAGUUGAGAGAAUGAUGUUUCCAAAUUCCUUGAGAGAAUGAGAUCAGAAUCCCAAAUACCCAAUUUACCAGAUACCCUUGUACACGGUCGGCAAUAAUGGAAUUAGUUUUAGAUUCUGUGGC